Molecule: messenger RNA, 12799 nt
Organism: Neolamprologus brichardi
Lineage: Eukaryota; Metazoa; Chordata; Actinopteri; Cichliformes; Cichlidae
Source: RefSeq, a predicted model, not a curated record
ACCUGACUGCCCUGCGGAGUCGCAUCACUGCACUCGAGGAGGAAAGAGAAGAAAACCUCUGGAAGGUGGAGCAAUACGAGGAGGUUAAAGCAAAAAACGAAAUGCUAGAGGCAAAGUUGGUGGUGUAUGAGGAGCAACAGAGGACACUACAGGCAGACUUGGAGCAGUUCACCAAGAGGGCUGCCUCUCAGGCAAGUGAAUCAGGCAGCGCUGACGACACUCAGAGCCAGGUGCUGGAGUGGCAGGAGAUGGUAGCUGAGGUGGUCAGUGCCAGAGACCGGGCCAGGGAGGAGAAGGCUGCCUUGUCCCUCCGUAUCAGCCACAUGGAGGAGGAAAGAGAGGAACUGAUUGAGGAUGACUGGUUCUUUCCUGGCUGCUCCGAUCCAGCACUGGUCACUCGGCAGCAGGAGUUGGAGGAGGAGUUGGCUCAAGCUCGGGGGCUCGACCAGCACAGGGCCAAGAAGCUGGCGCUUCCAUCCCAGCGAAGUCUGCAGGAGGACUUUGAGCUCGAUGGGCAGGCCCCGUUUCAGGAUCCUCGAAGUAUCUCAGAGAGCACCACUCCAAUGGAAGGGGAGAACAUGGGAGGUUGGUGGCCCGAGUACAGUACUCCUGACACAGGUGGCAAGAUGCUUUCCAUCUGUGAUGGCCUGCGGUCUGUUGUGGAGGAGCUGGAGCUGGAAAGAAACCAACUACAGGAGCAGAUACUGAGCCUGGAGGAGCGCUGCCAGGACCUGGAGGAUCGACUGCAGCUGCAGGCCCGUAUAGAGGCAUUACAGAACGAGUCAGACAAACUGCAGAGCCAACUUGCAAGUGUCAGAAGUCAACAAAGCAGAGAGGCAGAGAAGCAUCAGCUGCUGGUUAACAGUCUCAAUGAGCAGCUCAAAGGGCUGACUGACACACAGGAGUGCCUGCAAAGUUCCCUGAUUGAGAAGGAGAAUACUUUGGCCAAGACAUCUGAGAAACUUGAGCUCAUCAGCAGCCUUCGACAAUCACUGAGUGAAAAAGACAUUCAGUGCAAAGAGCUGUCUGACAAGCUCCUUCAGACGGAGCACACUUUUGAGAACAUUUCCAUGAAAUACGCUACAUCAGAGAAACAAUGCUCUGAGUUGAAAGCAGAAGUUAUGGAUCUCACACAAAAGCUGAGUGUGCUGAAAGAGAAGACGCAAAAACAAGAUGUCACCAUUGAAACAUUACAAACUGACCUUGAUCAGACAAACGAGGAGCUGGACAAACUGAACACCUCGCAUUUGGAGGAACGAGCCCAGCUCAUUUAUGACCUCCAAAGCUGCGAGCGGGAAAUCGAUAACCUUAAAGAUGCUCUGCUGGAAAAGGAUAAAGAGAUAUCAACUCUUGUUGGGAACAUGGCUGAGUAUGCAGAGCAGGUCACAGCACUGAAACAAGAGAUCAAACUCAAAGAGGAGAGCCUGGUACAAGUAGAAAAUGCACUGAGUAAGGCAGAGAGGGAGGCUAAUAUAAUGAAAGAAUCACAGAAUUCAGACCAGCAGGCCCUUAAUAAUAAGAUCACAGAGCUGGUGGAGAAACUUAAGGAAGCUGAGAUGGAGAUGGUCAAGGCCGGAGAUGAACGAGAGUCUACAGGAGUUGAGGUGAAACACUUAAUCAAGCAGGCUGAAAAGGAUAAGACGACUAUUCAGGACCUUCGAGGAGAAAUCCAGAAGCAGAAUGUGAGCCAUCAUAAUCGUCUUUCUGAAUGUGAAACGCACAUCGGUUCACUAAAGGAACAGCUGGCAACAUCUGCACAGAAACUACAGGAGUCAGAAGGACUUGUUUUGCAGCUUAAGGAUAGAAAUGCAAGUAAUGAGAAACUACAGCAAGAGCUUAAUGACAAAGAGCAGACGUAUGAAAAGGAGCUCAAGUCUUUCAAGGAAGAACAGAAUAAGCUUUUGGCACAGGUGGAGAAGUAUAACAAAGACUUUCAGACCUUAUCAAAACAAUUAGACGAGCAAGUCCUGAGUGAAGAGAAUGUCAAGCAAGUAAUGCAAGAGAAAAUGGAAAAGAUGGCAUCACUCGAAAGCCAGCUAAAGGACGAGAGGCAGAAAUUCAACACUGAAAAUGAGAAACUGUGCAAUGAACUUCAAAGCAAAUCUGAAAAUAUCUCCAAGCUUGAAAAUCUCUUAAAAAGCACGACGACUGAAAAAGAGCAGCUCCAAGAAAACCUGAAUGAGGAGCUUGAACUCGAACGUAGGAAUUUAAAAGAGCUAAAUGAAAAGGUUACAUCUGCUCUUGAAUUCAACAGCAGUCUGGAGAAUCAAGUGCAAGUCCUUACAAAAGAGAGAGACGGGCUUGAAUUGGAAGUAACUGAACAUGUCAAAAAUAUUUCACAGGCUGCAGCCGAGAUGGAUUCCUUGCAUGUCAAAAUAUCUGAAUUGGAAAUGCAACACUCACAAAGUAACACAAUUAUUCAAGGGCUACAAAAAGAUAAAGAGGAGCUAACUACUCGAACUCUUGAGCUAAAUAGAGUUCUUGAGCAAAGCACACAUUCAACCUCGGAGAUCAUGUUGGCAAAAACAAAUGAAUGUAGUUCGCUCCAGCAGCUACUCAGGGAAAGAGAGGAGACGGUGACCCAGCAGCAGGAAGAGGUGCAAAGCUUGACGUCUAAGAUAGACAAAAUGCAGCACGACCUCACAGAAAAACAGCAGACUGUCACUGAACUUCAAGCACGAAUAGAGGCCCAACAAAAUGAGCAAGCACAGCUAAUGGAAACUCUGUCUCUGCUUCAGGAACAACAAAGUAGUCUGAAGUCUGGGUUAUUGGAGAAGGACGCAAUGUGUAAACAGAAGCAGGAGGAGUUCCAGAGUUUGCAGAAGGAAACUGAAAACCAGAAAAAUAUCGCGUCCAGGCUACAAGCUGAGGCGGAAUCGCUCAUUGAGGAACGCUCACAACUCCGAGAGCAACUGGGAGAGAGAGACGAACUGUUGAAAAAGUCAUCUCAGGAAUGUCAGAAGCACAAAGAUGAACUGAAUAACAAAAACACAACUAUCAGGUCUCUAAGCGACCGAAUCAGUGCCAUGGAGGAAAAUGCUGGAAAGCUUGAGUGUGAAGCUGAGCAGAGCAAAACAGAAUUGGCUAGUUUAAAAAGCCACAGCCAAGCUUUGUCCGAGGAGAACCGCCAGCUUCGUGCUGCAUGUGAAUCCAAAGAAAAGGAGCUUGCACAACGAAGGCAGCUUCUAUCUGACCUUGAUGGGCAGCUUAAAGCGACCCUUGACCAGAACUCCAGCUUUAGCAUGAAGAUUAGCAGUCUAACAGAAAAUAAUCAAAGACUACAGGAAGAGUUGGCACAGAACAUGAAAUCAGCUUCCGAACUUACUGCUGAGAGAAUUGUUCUCCAAGAAAAAACCUCGGACCUUGAAAUUCAGAUCUCAGAUAGUCAAAAAACAGUUGCUAGUCUGUUGAAGGAGAAAGAGGAGCUCGCUGCAGCAACAGAUGAAUUAAAAAAGGUCCUCAAGGAAAGCGAACAGGCAAUCUCUGUAGGUCUACUCGAGAAAACAAACGAAUGUGCUAAUCUGUUGAAAAAUCUGAGGGAGAAAGAGCAACAGCUUCAGAGUUUACAAGAGCAGAUCGAUAGUUUAAAAAUGCAGGUCGAUCAGCUGAGCAUGUCCUUGGUUGAAAAAGACCGAACUGUGUCAGAGCAGACUUCACAGAUAAUGGCCCAGCAGGACCAGCUGCUGCAGCUUCAGGAUACUGUGUCUAUGCUUCAGGAGCAGGGAUCAGUUUUAAAGUCAGGACUAAUGGAAAAAGAUGUCAUGCUGCAGCAGAAAGUUGAGGAAUGUAGUGUAUCUCUGAAUGAAGUCACGCUACAGAAAGAGCUCGCGUCACAGAUGCAGGUUGAGGUAGAGAUGCUCAGGAAAGAAUGCGUGGAGGCCAAACAGCAACUACAGCAGAAAGAACAAACACUGAAAGAAGCAACACACGAAUUUCAGAACCACAAAGAUGAGCUGAAUAAACGAAAUGAAUCUGUCAUCUCGCUCAGUGCUCAGCUCGGGGCCAUGAAUGAGAGCGCUUCAGAGAUGGAGGUGGAAAUUACUAACCUGAAGGCAUCUGUGCAGAAACUCACUGCAGAAAAUUGUCAGCUGAUCCAGGACGAGGGCCAGAGGAAAGCAGAGGUAACUGAUUUUCACGACAACAUUCAAGCCCUCAGUGAACAGAAUGUUCGAUUGAAAUCUGAACUUCAGAAAGCAGUGGCAGAGCUGGCCAAAGCAAACCAAGAAGCUGCAAAUCUCAACUUGGAAAUCCAAGGAAUAAACGACGCCCUGAAACAGCAGGAGAAUUCGAUCCAGCAGCUCAACAGUGAGAUUGCUGAGCGGGGGGAGCUGCUGAAAGAGAAAGAAGGCACAAUUUUGGAGCUUGAAGGUUCUGUGUGUACACUCAGAGGCCAAGUUGACAGUCUGACAUCAGAGUCUUCCAUACUAAAGAAUACUUUGGAGAAAAAGGAGGAGUCGAGUCUUGAAUAUCAAAGUACUUCUUCCGCUGCCUUUGAUAGUCUGACUUCACAUCUACAAGCCAAAGAGGCAGAAUGUGAGAGCUUGAAAGAAAAGAUAUCACACCUCGAGGAAUCUGUCUCAAAGCUCAACAGCAACCUGGAAGUACAGACAUCUGAAGUGACAAACCUCAAAAGGGCCUUGGAAGAAAAAGAAGCAGCUCUUUUGGAACAAUCGAAAGCUCUCCAGGACUUCCAGAAAAGAGGAGACGAAGCAUUGCUGUUCAAAACUCAGUUCAUGGAAAGUACAGAGUUGGCAUCACAGCUGCAAAGUCAAAUGCAGUUACUGUCCACCGAGUCUGAAAAAUGUAGAAAGACAGCAGAAGAAACCCAAAGUGCCUUCAAUAACCUGCAGGAGAAAUAUGCUGCCACCUUAGAAGAGUUACAAGACUCGAGGAAGCAACUCUCUCAAAGGACAGACGAGGUGUCUGAGCUCCGGAUGUCAUUGCAUGAUUCUAAUAACGAAUAUCAGACUGCAAAGACCACCAUAGAGACACUGAAAAGUAACUCGCAUGUGAUCCAGGAGAAACUGGGGAAAGCUGAGGAUUUGAACUCCAGUCUUUCAAAGGAAAAAGAUGACGCAUUUGCUUCGCAUCAAGCAAGCGUGUCGUUGUUGACCGUCGAAAUAGAAAGACUCAAAUCACAGCAUCUUCAGGUCGUGGCACAGAUGAAUGCACUGACAGAAAACCUCGAGCAGAGAGAAAUGGCUCUCCACGCAAUCAAUAGUCAGUACAGCGCCCAGGCCAAACAUGCAUCUCAGCUGGUUUCAGAAAUGCAGAAGUUGGAAGAGCAGAAUAAGAGACUGAAUGAGGAGAUAGGAUUGUCAAAGGAAGAGAAUCAGAAACUUCACAUUGCUCUCAGUAAUGAAAACACACAUUUGAAAGAGGAAUUUAGGAAACUUUUUGCAGAGAAAGAAGAGCUAGAAAGAAGACGUCAACAAACGCUGGCGGAGCUGCAGGUUCAAAUGGAGCAGAAAUCCAGCAGCGUGAAUGAACUCGUGGAGAGAAUGACGUCCGAGAAGCAGAGCCUUCAAGCAAAGGUUAGUGCCAAAGAUGAAGACAUUUCUCAGUUGAACGAAAACAUUCAAAAAAUAGAACAAAUUCUGCAGGAUUCAGAGAAAGAGUGGCUUUUAGUUCUGGAUAGAGAAAAGCAGGAAAAGAACCUUCUUGCAGAACAAUUGAAAAGUGUUGAAAAUGAGAUGAAAUCUAAAGAUGUUAAAGUAAAUGCUUUGAAACAGGACAUGGACAGCUUGCAGGAGAAACUAGCAGAGGCUUCCUCUGCCAUUAGGGAGGGCUCUAAUCAACUAAGCACGAAAGAGCUGGAGGCAUCCGCAUCCAGAAUUCAGCUUGAGAAUGUGUUAGCAUCUAUCCAGGAAAAGGAGAACGAGAACCAUAUUUUGCAGCAGGCUCUCAAAGCUGUGGAAGACGAGUUACAAAGACUGGUAGUGAGAAAAACGGACAAAGUUUCCUCUCUAUUGAAAUCUUCUGCUUUGAAUGAAGAAAAAGCCUCUUUGGAGGACAUGAUAAGAUGGUUACAAGAAAGUCAUCAAAGUGAGGUAGAUGCUUUGGAAACCGAGUUGGCUAAAACUGUUGCAGAAUUGGAAAAAACACAGACUGUACUUAAUCAGAGAGAGCAGAAUAGUUGCGAGAAAGGUCAACAAAUAGCUCUUUUGCAAGAGGCUGCGGAGCAUUUACAGACUCAGCUUAAUGCCGAGUUAGUAAGAGUGAAAGAAGCUACUGUUAAACACUCUUCUUUAUAUGAUGAAUUGCAAACAAAAGAUGAGCAAAUCAGCAGCAUGAGCAUUCAGAUCAGUCAACAGAAGGAAUUGCUUGCUGGCCUUACUCAGCAGAUAAAGGAAAAAGAUGCAUCCAUUGCCCAGGUCAUGGAGUCCGCCUCAAAUGAGAGAAUGAAACUUGGUGAGGAAAAUGGCUCGCUCUCGGCACAAUUAAAGAGCAUGGAGAGAGCACAUAAAGAGAUUUUGCAACAGUUAGAAGAACAUAUUUCGCACAGUUCAAGUGAAACUGAGAAAAAUAAUUUAGAGAAGCUCAUGCUAGUUAAGGAAAAGGAUGAGCUACAAAGUGAACUCACAAAAGUAUCGAAAGAAAAAGAUGCAGUGAAGAAGAAGCUGCAAGCUGCGCUUAUUGUGAGAAAAGAUCUGUUAAGGAGGAUUGAAGAAUAUGAAAACCAAAAAGAAGAGAGCGUAAGCAGUAAAACUGAGGUUUCACUGUUGCACGAACAACUGCAAGAAGCCAAAAGUCAAGCUCAAGCUACAGCAGAAUUGCAUAAAGAAAAUAUUUCCCAACUUGAAAAGAAAAUUCUCGAGAAAGAGGGAGAAUUUCUUAAGUAUAACACCGAAAGCAAAACGCUUUUGGAACAGCUAGAGUCAGAAAAACAGAGUUUGCAAACCAUCUUAAAUGAUAAAGAAGCUCAUUUGUCAAAAACAUUACAAAUGCUCAGUGAGAAAGACUCACUAGUCGAGCAGCUGCAGUCCAGUGCUGCCGAGAAGGAAGAGAUAUUUGAGCAGAACAGCAAGGGCUUGAUGCAGAAAUUAGAAGAGCUUCAAAAUGAAAUCAAGACGUGCAAAGAUGAGUUAAAGGACAAGUCUUCCUCUGCUGCUAGUGCUGUUGACUUAGAAAAUGAGCUUGCACAGGUAAAGUCAGAAAAGGUGACCUUACAGAAGAAAGCCCAGGCCGCCUUGCUGGCACGCAAAGAAUCAAUAAAGAAAGCUCAAGAAAAUGAAAAGAAAUUAUCUCAAGAGCUCGCUGAACUAAAAGAUGACUACAAGGCGCUCUUGGAGCAACACUGCCAGCAGACGAACGAGCUAAACGCAGUGCAGUUAAGCUUGGAUGAGAACACCAGAGAAAUGGAGGAACUCAACAAAACCUCCUUUUGUUAUCUGGAUGAAUUGCAAACUUUGAGACAGCUCGUCGAGGAGAGAGACAAAACUCUUCAAGAUUUAAAGAUGUCUUUGGCUGAGAAAGAGAGCCAAUGCCAUUCUCUCUCAAGCCUGCAAACAGAACUUGAAGCUACUAAAUCCGGAUUAGAGGCUAUUUCUCUUGAGAUGGCCAAUAAAGAAGAGUCUCUCGUAGCCAUGGAGCAACGAGCAGAUUCUUUGAAAUCAAGACUGCACAUCGUAGAGAACGAAUUAAGAGAGAAAAUUGAAGAGGUUGACAAAUAUCGGGAUGCAGCCAGAGUUGCUGAGGUUAAGACCCAACAGGAGGAUCAGUCUUUAUUUGAUAAAAACAAGGCUUUAGAGACUCAACUGUGCGUCCUAAAAUCUUCACUAGAGGAACAUAUGUAUGCAAAUGAAGAGAAGCAUCAAACCUUAUUGAAAGAAAAGGAAGCUUGUUUGGAGCAAAGUAAUCAGAUGAAAGCAGAACUUGAAACAAAAGCUGAUUUAAUUUUGCAGAAAUCCUUUGAAGUUUUGACCCUUCAGAAGACAUUAGAACAAACAGAGCAGCAGCUCACUGAGGACAACCGAUCUUUGGCUAAGGAGCUUAAACAUCUGCAGGAGCAGUUUACUGAAACACAGAGGAAUAUGGAUUCGCUGAAGCAGGAAAAAGAACAUUUUGUCCAAUUAUUUAAUGAACUGAGGGAUGAGUUGACCUCCCUGAGAAAGCAAUCGAAGGAGUCGGAGAAGGUAAAAGAGCAGCUGCUGAAGAAGCAUGAUGCACCCGUUGAACAAGACAAAGAAGGGGUCUGUUUUUCUUGCAAAUGUGCAGAAAUCUUUGAAGCAAAACUAAAGGAGCGAGAUGAUGCCUUGUUAGUUUCUCAAGCUCAAGUUUCAGAAAAGGAGGAACUAAUUGCUGCCCUUGAAAUUCAGCUACAACAGCAAAGCAAAAUGCUUGAAAACACUACUGAAAAGAUGAGAAGAGAGGGAGGUGAGCUUCAGAAAUCUCCUGAUGAGGGUGCCAGGAUGAAUGAUCCAGAUAACCAAAACAAAGUUACCCUUCUAACAAGGAAACUUCAAGCAGCUUUGGUUUCUAGGAAAGAACUCAUGAAGGAAAAUGCAGCGCUCAAGGAAGAAGUAGAAAAUCUGUCAGCCAAACACGAAGCAAAAGAAACCGAGUACUUUGCUCUGCAAUCAUCUCUUUUAAAGUUGAAACAAGAAAAUACGGACCUGGAAAGUUCUGUGUCACGUUUCUCCGAAGAGAAGGACAAAAAGAGCACUGAAGUCGACCGCAUCCUCAACGAGAAUCGCAACCUAUCUGCAGCCUGCGAAAGUUUGAAACUAACUAUAGAAAGCAUCACUCAGCAGAAACAAGCCUUCUCGUGCCAGCUCGAAUCGCUCAAAGAUUCUCAAACAGAGGAGCUGACCAAGUGGAAGUCGAAACACGCAGAGCUCAAGCAAGAGUACGAGUCUCUUUUGCAAGCGUAUGAAAAUGUCAGCAGUGAAAUGGACAAGAUGAGGCAGCUUUUGGAGGGAGCUAAAAGAGACAGGCAGGAAGCCCUCCGAAAAGUACACAAGCACGAAAGUGAGAUGGAGAUCCUGGGGAAGCAAGUCCGAGAGAUGGAGGAAGAAAAUAAAAGAAUGAAAGAAAAAGUGGAGGAAGUUUCCAAAGAGAAAAGGCAGAGAAUCGAGGAGCUGGAGGAGCAGAAUGAGAAAAUCAAGAAACAGGCGAUGGAGAUGAUGAGUGAGCUAAAUGAUAAAAACCAACAACUGGAGGCAGAGACGGCCCCAUUUCAGGACUCAUUCGAGGCUCUGAGAGGGAAACUUGCUGAGAUGGAAGCUGAAAAUAUCCAGCUAGCAGAAAGGCUGGAAGAAGCUACCUGUUUGCUGGAAAAGAAGAACCUGGAAACCAAUACAUACACAAGCAACAUGCAGAACAAACUUGACGAAGCACUCAGUUUGAAUAGUUCACUGACUGCUCAGAUUGAAGCUCAGAAAACUGAACUUGCUGCUCAAAUGGAAAUCAACAACUUGGUGCAGAGGGAGAAGCAGACUCUUUCAGAGAAAAUUGAGAACAUACAGAAUGACUAUGAGUCGCAGUUGGGAAUAAAAGAUGACGCAGUUAAGGACCUCAAAGACAUUAUCAACAGGCACCGCCAAGAGACUAUUAACCUGAAUGAGAAGGUGAGAAUUUUGGAGGAUGACAAGUCACUUCUGCAAGAGGAACUUGAGAACGCUCAAGAGGUCUCAGACAAGGUGAAGAGUGAAAACGAAUAUUUGGAGACUGUAAUCCUCAAGAACUCAGAAAGGAUUGACGAACUGACCGAGUCCGUCGGUGCCCUGCAGUCCCAAACUGCGCAGCUUUCCGCUCAACUUGCAGCUAGCAAGGAGAUGAACGAUCAGAUUCGUCACGAAAAAGAACAGGAGCAGCUCAAGUUGGUCAAAGAGUUCGAGGAGAAACUCAAGACGGUUCAGAGAGGCAACGAGGGUUCGAAGAACGUGAAGAAAGAGCUGCAAGAGCUGCUCAAAGAAAAGCAUCAGGAGAUAAAUCAGCUGCAGCAAAACUGCAUCAAAUACCAGGAACUGAUUUUAGAUUUGGAGAGCUCUUUGAAGAGCUCGCAAUCAACGUGUGAGCACUUGGAGAAAGAACUGAAGAAAAACUCAGAGAAGAUUGCAGAUUUAGAGGAGAGAGGUAAACAAGCUGAAGCUGAGCUAAUCAUGCACAAGAGUCAUCUCCGGGAAGCCAAAGAAAAGAUUGAGAGUGCCGAGUCUGAAAGAGACCAGCUGGCUCUUCAAGUGUCACAGCAAAAUAAACAGUCUGAAAAUCAGAAAUCACAUCUGACACCUCAAAAUGUAGAAGAAGCAAAAAUAAACUCUUACAUAGAGAAUCAGUUUUUGUUACAGCGGCAGAUAGAUGAUCUCAAGGAUUUAAAAGAGAAAGAAAGUCAAACUGUUGAUGAGCUGAGGCAGCAGCUAGACUCCCGAGAUCUGCAGAUAAAUACUCUAAAGAGAGCGGCUGAGACUCAAGAAGCAAAGCUGUCCGCGUUAGCUUCCACACCACACGGGGCUAACGCUACCAAACUUUGGAAUGAUUUGUACCAAAAAACCUUACACGAGAAGGACAAUCAGCUCCUUGAGCAAGGUUUCAUCAUUAAAAGAUUCCUGGAAGAUAUGAGAAUGAAAGACAAAGAGGUGAAUGAGUUACGGGUGACCAAGUCGAGACUGGAGAGGACGCUGAACGAAUACUCUGUAGCUGCUGCUGCGCAUCAGAGGCAGCUGUUUGUUAUGAGCGCAAGCAAUGCUGAACUCGGCGAGAGCGCAGAGCUCAUGACUGUGCAGGUGAAGGAGCUCAGCGCUCAGGUGGAAAGAACAGAGCAAGAGAAAAACGCAGUGAAACGACAGCUGGCUGACAAAGAAGACGUGAUCUCCCAAAUGCAGCUCAGUCUACAGCAAGUGGAGAAGAUAAACGCAGACAUGGAAGCUCAGAUAUUCCUUUUGCAGUCUCAAAAUGACAAAACUCAAGCUGACUUUGAGAAGCAGGAGGGGAUUUGUCUGCAGCUCAAAACGCUCCUUCAGAGCAAAGAUGCUGAGAUCUCCUCUCUACUGUCCUGCAAAGAUGGACAGAUGUCAGGCUAUCUGGAGCAACUGCAGGCUAACUAUCGUAACCAGGUGUCAGUUUACGAGGACAGGCUGACGUCUUCACGAUACCAAAAGGAAAAGACGGACAAAGAGUUGAGAGCGCUUGAGGCCAAGGUCCGAAGUCUGCAAAUUAAAGCAAACAGAUCUAUCCAGGAAAAGGAGCAGAUGGAAGCAAAGAUGGAGUCGUUCAAGAACUCAAUGGUGUCUUUGCAGAGCGAACGGGAACGGCUGAUGUCGGAAUACAGAAUACUGGAAGCAAAGAGUCAGUUAGGGUUAAAGGGCAAAGAGGGCUCUCCCGAUGGGGAAGGCGGGGCAGCCAAAGGCCUCAAACACGAAAUUAGAAAACUGUUACAUCAGAUGGAUGAUCUCAAUUCUGAGAACGCGAUGCUCAGGGCUCAACUGGUCCGAUACAGGGAGGAUUUAAAUCAGGUUUUGUCCCUCAAGGACAACCAGUUGAAAGUAUUGCUAAAGAAGCAACAGGAGGUGAUCAAAAACCUCGAAACCCAAAAAGCUGCGGCUGAAAAGCAACACAGAGAGGCACAGCUGGACGUCCAGAAGGAAGAAGAAGCAAGUAAUGCGUUAAAGGAAGAGAAUUCUAAACUUAAAGCUCGUGCGUCCAAGCUGGAGGAGGAGCUGUUAACUCUGCGAAAAGACAGCGAGUCAACAAACUGGGGCAAGGUGAUUGCUGACUUGCAGGAAGCUGUUACAGCCAAAGCAUCUGAAUGUAACGACCUUCAACAAAAACUUCUUUCUCAGAAGCUCUCAACUGAUGAGCUCAAGGGGAAAAUGCAGCAGCUGGAAGAUGAAACGGACAAAAAAUUAUCAGAAGCUGAGGAAAAGUACAACAGCGAGCUGGAUGGCUUUGAGCGCGAGGUGGAGCUGAUGAGGAAUGAGCGAGAAACUGCCGAUCAGAGGGUGGCAGAGCUCGCAAAAGACCUACUAGAAAUAGAGCAGCAGUUAUCAGAGGCUAAAUCGCAAAGCAAAGAUACCAAGGCUCAGAAUGAAUCCCUGUGCAAGGCAAUGGCUGCUUUGCAGAAUGACCGAGACCAGCUCAUCGAGGACUUCAAGGUCCUCAGGCAGAGAUACGAUGAAGAACUCCGAGAGACUCGGGCAGCCUUAAACAAGGUGGAGCGCAGUUUGCGGGACACCACUUCAGAUUUGGCCAUGUUUGCCAAAGAGAGGGACAUCCUUACUCGCAAAUUAAAAGCCUUUGAGAGUAAAGACGCACACGCAGAGCUGAACAAGCUGCUGGACGAGCUGACGGAGGUCUUGCCAGAAAAGGAAAGAGAACUAAAAAAAGUCAUUUUGGAAAACAACACUUACAGCAGGCAACUGUCAGCAUUCUCCAGAUCCAUGGCCAGUCUCCAAAACGAUCGCGAACGGCUGAUGGACGAAUUGGCCGGGGCUAAAAGAGUGGUUGAGUCCAGGCAAGGGUCGAGCCCAGAGACUGUCGGUACGGCGAGCGCGGAAAAGUCAAAGGGAAGUGGCGUCAGUGCCUUGGAGACUGAGUCAGAUGGGCUGGAGAUGCAUCGGAAGAUGGACGAACUGCAACAAAUGGCACACAAAGAAGUGAGAAGCCAGCAGGAAGCAACAGCAGAUCAGAGGUGAAGGAAGGAAACGAUUUCCUAUUCACGUUUUAAAAGUAUUCCCAAAGCUGCCUGGCUCAAAGGUUUUUCCAUACAGGAAACAGGAAAUGUGUGUUACUGUAUUUGCUAGUAAGCAAAGUAAGUUCCUCCGUCUAUGUGAAGGCUUGAAAGGUUGACUGCAGCACUGUU